Messenger RNA from Adelges cooleyi (spruce gall adelgid), 2666 nucleotides. RefSeq names its product synapsin (gene Syn). Gene Ontology annotation, biological process: neurotransmitter secretion. The coding region runs from base 327 to 1820 and encodes 497 amino acids. Gene Ontology annotation, molecular function: ATP binding. NCBI's taxonomy places the organism in Eukaryota, Metazoa, Arthropoda, Insecta, Hemiptera, Adelgidae. The transcript has 9 exons. Gene Ontology annotation, cellular component: synaptic vesicle; synaptic vesicle membrane. The record is from RefSeq and is a predicted model, not a curated record.
CGCCUUUGACCGACAGUCAUUUCGCACGCCCCGAAUCAAAGGCAAGGCGCACGAUAAUAAUAACAACAACAACAAGGCAUAUUAUACUCAAUAGACACAGUAAAUGUCGUAUAGAAUACCGGUUGCCGCGUUGUAGAAAACCACAAAAACGGUUGCAGUUGUACUUCGAGAGCCGCAAUAGCUCUUGCGCGUAGCCAAGUUCCAGUAAAGCAGUCAAAAUUCCAUUCUCAACGUUCAAACAGUCUUUCACCACCAAUGUCAAUUACUUGAAACGGAGAUUUUCUUCCGGGGAUCUAUCCUCGGAAGCAGAUGAUGCUGAUCCGUCGAUGGCGCCAACCGAUCGACCACCGGCUCAGUCGCAGCAGCGCGCUCAACAGCGCCAGUAUGCGUCUAAGACGUCACGGUCACAGGCUGCUACUCCCGCUUCUGAGAACGCGGACAUGCGAUUGGAAUUCCAGGCGACAGGUAACCGGACAAUUAGCGCACCGACAAGUCCUGCAAAGACCCGGGAUUCUAUCUUACAACGUGUUCAAUCGCUGACGGACGCGGCCAAGGAGAAGGCCAGUUCUCUCAGCAACGACAUCAAGUACGCCGCUGCAACUAGACGCCAGCAGCGAGCAAGUAAAGAUCGUCUGUUAACGUUGCUUGUGGUUGAUGACGAGAACCUCGACUGGUCUAGAUAUUUCCGAGGUAAGCGUUUCUUCGGAGACUUCGAGAUACAAGUCGAACAAGCAGACAUCAAGGACUUGACCGUCACUGCGAAUACCGAAAAGGGAUGUACCGUUAGCAUGGUGGUGUUACAGCCAUCCGGCUCUAAAAUGAUCAGAUCGUUUAAGCCAGACUUUUUUCUAUGUCGACAAAGUUUAAGAGAUGCCUCUAAAGAUUUCAGAAAUGUUUUGCUUGGACUAAACAUCGGUGGCGUGCCUAGUAUUAACUCACUAACUUCUUUGUACAACUUCCAGGAUAAACCGUGGGUUUACGGACAACUAGUACAACUUCAAAAGAAACUCGGCAAAGAAAACUUCCCAUUAAUCGAGCAAACUUUCUAUCCAAGUUCCGGUGAAAUGUCGGUGGCUACUCAAGUGCCCUUGGUUCUUAAAGUCGGUCAUGCCCAUGGUGGAGUAGGUAAAAUAAAAAUAGAAAACAAUUCGGAUUUUCAAGACAUGACUUCAAUCGUGUCUGUCGCGUCUACUUACUGUACCACCGAACCAUUUAUCGAUAGUAAAUAUGAUCUACACUUGACCAAAAUCGGUACUCAUUACAGAGCUUUAAUGCGCAAGAGCAUAACGGGUAAUUGGAAGUCGUGCGUUGGUUCGGCCAUGUUGGAAGAAACCGAAAUGUUAGAAAGAUAUAAGUUUUGGUUGGAUUCCGUAGCUGAAAUCUUCGGAGGAUUGGAUAUAUUGGCAUUAGAAGUAGUCGUAUCCAAAGAGGGAAUCGAGCAUAUCAUCGGUGUUAAUGAUUCGGCGUUAUCGUUGCUUGGAAAUCAACAAGAAGAAGACAGAAGACAUAUAUUUGAUCUGGUUAUUGAACGAUUAGAGACUCAAGUAUUGGCGAACAUGGGCCCUCAGACCGGUUCUGUUCCUACGCAAGAAGAAGAACCACCCGCUAUACCACCAAGAAGAGAUUCAAUAUUGUCGGAGUGUAGUAUGACAAGCAAUCCGGCGAGUCAACCGGUUAAAUCAUCAUUAAGCCGCCAGGGAUCUAUUGUUUCGGCCACUCCUCCUUUACAACAACAGGCCAAUAAAGCACCAUUGGAUGACAGCGAAGAUACAAUGAAGAACUUGCGUAAAACGUUUGCAGGCAUAUUUGGCGAAAUGUAAACAUUAAUAUUACUGAACUUUUGAAAAAACCCGUUAAAAUCAUUUAGCGUUACACCAUUUAAUAAUUGAAAAAUGCUAAAUAACUCCAUUUUUUUUUACUAAUGUAGAAUAGCAAACUUUAUUUUAUCAUAAAUGAUAAUAAAAUAAUUUUAAGAAUAAUCCAAUACACUAACUAAUAACUAAGAUAUUAUGGGAUCAACUAAGUGAAUCCUUUUAAUGGUUAACUUAAAAAAUGAAUACGGCUUAUUAUUUGUUUAUACUUAACUUGCUAAAUUGUUCUAGAAAACUUUUAUACCCACACUCACAAUUAGUUAAAUUUAACUGCGUGUUCUUAAGAAUAAAAUCGUUAUAGUUAAAUAUUACUUAAUCCUACUUCUAAAUACAUUUUUUAGGUUUUAUUAUAAAUAUUAAUAGAUAAACUAUACGUUGUGUGAUUAGUUAAAGCAAUACCAUUAUAUAUACAUGAUAUAUUACACUAUAUAGUUAGUACUGUAGGGCCGCGUUUUAGAAUAGACGUAUAAAUGCAUACCAUAUAUACCAUUUAUUUCAUCUUUGCAUAUUACAUAUUUUAAUUUUCUUAAAUAUCUAUAAUAAUAGUAUUUAUUGUUUUUUCCUUUAACAAUUUAAUAAUUCUCGCUAGUCGUUAAAAUUGUGUUAACACCAACAAUAAUAUGAACCUAAGAACAAGCAUAUUUUUCAUUAUUCUUAAAUGCAGGCACGUUAUCUGUAAUUGUUUAAAAAAAUAUUACAAUACUAUGUUAUUAUAAUAAAAGUACUGUUAACAAAUUACUAAUUAUAUAAUUAAUAAAUAAGUAGAUUCACUUUUGUUUAAUAGCUAUUUGCUAU